UUCGAUCUCUAGCUGAAGCUUUAUCUCUCUUCACAAUUGCAUCACAUAUUCUGCAGUGCAUUCUACUACUAGAAACCUGCACCUUACAAUAACAGCUGUGCUUGUAACUUGGUAUUUCUCUUCAUCAAUAUUCAUCUUCUCUGCAACUUUUUUGUUUUGAAGGCAAAGAGGUGUGAGAGAAACAAUGGGCAGGGGCAAGAUUGAGAUAAAGAGAAUUGAAAGUACAACAAACAGGCAGGUAACAUUCUCCAAGAGAAGAUCAGGGCUCUUCAAGAAAGCAAAGGAGAUAUCAAUUUUAUGUGCAUCAGAUGUUGCUGUCAUAGUCUUUAAUAGCACUGGAAGACUCUUUGAUUUCGCAAGCUCAAGCAUGAAAAGGAUUUUGGAGAGAUACAGGAAUGCCUCUGGAAGAGGCGUUUGGAACAAUGAAUAUGAGCAAAUGUUGUCUCAAUUUAGAAAUCUGAAGAAAGAAAAUGAGGACCUUCAAAAAGAAUUGAGUUGUGUGACGGGUGAAAAUGUGGAGACAUUGGCACCAAAGCAAUUGGACUAUCUCGAAGAAAAUCUUGUACUUGCAGCAAAGAAAGUUCGGGAGAGAAAGACAGAAGUCUUGAAAUAUGAACGCCGAAAGACAGAAAGCAAGGUAAUCGGAUUGCAGCAAAAGCAAAGCAUUCUUAUGGAAUUGGUGGGUAUUACCUACGAAUUCAUUGCUUGCACAUGCGGAAAACCAUGAAGAAUAUGGCUUUACUGUUAGUAACUCGGAGGGGCAAACAACUCCUCCACCUGCAUUUCGUGUGCAGCCAAGUCAGCCGAACCUGCAAGGCAGUGGACAUUAAAACCCUAGCUAUUAGGGUUUCUUCUACACUGUGUUACUCUAUAGAUUUGUAAGUUAUUUACCUUGCAUGUACGAUGAUGUUACUCCAUGGACGACAACAUAUAUUUUUAUACCAUAAAUAGAUUGCCAGAAAAAGUAUGUUAAAAAACCCCAAAAGACUAAUCACUCAUUUAUAGGUUAAUCUUCAAAAACAUUAACUGUUGAUGCUGAAUUGUAAGAUUUGUAUCUCUAUAUUUAUAUAUCAUAACAAAUUGCUUGCUU
Cryptomeria japonica (Japanese cedar) is the source of this 1090-nucleotide messenger RNA. Its product is annotated as MADS-box transcription factor 23. Gene Ontology annotation, cellular component: nucleus. Bases 185 to 727 code for a protein of 180 amino acids. Gene Ontology annotation, molecular function: protein dimerization activity; RNA polymerase II cis-regulatory region sequence-specific DNA binding; DNA-binding transcription factor activity, RNA polymerase II-specific. Gene Ontology annotation, biological process: positive regulation of transcription by RNA polymerase II. The transcript has 7 exons. The record is from RefSeq and is a predicted model, not a curated record. Lineage: Eukaryota; Viridiplantae; Streptophyta; Pinopsida; Cupressales; Cupressaceae.